GUAUAAAUUAGCGGAUCAGUUUUGGAUGUGGCAGUGUAACAGUAAAAAUGUUCAUAAAAGCGUUAAAACCCUCGUUUCUUUGCGUUUUAGCAGUGUUGGCUGUGCAGGCACUGACUGCUCAUGCCAAACCUCCACCACCAACCGCUGACUCCGAUGAAGAAUCUGAUUUGGCGACUCGCGGGUUGUUGGACAUCGUAACAAACCCGGUGAAGACCAUUAGCGAUGGUGUUUCCGCAGUGGACAGAGGCCUGCGUACGGCGCGGUCUGCAGGCAGAGAUGCUGUACUUGGAUCAGUUGGAAAGGGUCUGGAGCUAGCAACCGGAGUUAACCCAUCCACCAUCUUGGAAUUGCCUAAGACUAUGGCCAAAACCGCCAUCAGAGGCACACGCCACGGCACGGAGAUAACUGCCGAUGCUACCGACGAGACUCUAAAUGGAGUCUUGGACAUGCACGACCGUAAUAAGCAGCUCUUGAAUAACUUCGUGCUUCCGGUAGCCCCGACUGUGGUGAGCAACGCGAUCAACGGUGUCAACGAUCGUUUUGAAUCAACGGUGGAAACGGUGAAAGGUCACGUUCAGGACGGGAAGAACCACGUCGUGAACCGGCUCAACGACAUGGAGGACUGGGUGGAGCGUGGAGGAUCCGUGGUGCCCGAUGCCGUUAAGGGUGGUAUUCAAGGUGUGGGAGACGCCGGUAAAGCAGUCACCGGAACCGGAGGUGGAUGGAUCACGUCGUGGAUUCCGGGAUGGUCAUCGUCAGCACCGCAGGGACAAGGAAUAGCACCAGCGGCGGCGACAGCAGGAGCAGGCCGUACACGUAGGAACAACCGCAAUGGAGGAAAUGGGCAGGCUGGAGAAAGUGGACAGAAUGGACUAAACGGACAGUUAACCCAAGCAGCCGGCGCUAGGACUGGAAUAUCUAGAUUCCUACCGUGGUAAAAAAUUGCGAGUUUCAUGGGAUUUUUUCCUCGGAAAAUAUGGAACUCUCCGGCCGGAUCACUCUGCUUUGGGAUUCGACCACUAAUUAUGUGUCAAUACUUGGAAAAAUUCAACGUAUAGAAAAAUAAAUGUAUUUUGUGAGGCAUA
This is a messenger RNA of Bemisia tabaci, 1085 nucleotides long. RefSeq lists its product as uncharacterized. The record is from RefSeq and is a predicted model, not a curated record. NCBI's taxonomy places the organism in Eukaryota, Metazoa, Arthropoda, Insecta, Hemiptera, Aleyrodidae.